CCGCCAAGUAAAGCGCAGCUCAACUCUCUCUCUCUCUCGCAAGUGUUGUUAUUCCUUUCUCUCCCGCCAAUAUAAACCAGCAGCCAUCUCGUCUUCUCCCUUGCAGCUUCGGACUUUCGUCCAUCGCCGGCAAGAACAGCAGCGCAGCAGGAGGUGUAGCCUUGUAGACAUGGCGAGCCUUGGCUACUACGACGACCGUGGCGCGCCGUCGUCCUACCGCUACGACGCGCGGCAGGCGGCGGACGGGGCGGGGACGUCGUUCCACCUCUUCAUCUUCCUCGCCACCGCGUCGCUGCUCGGCGCCGCCUCGCUCUACUCGCGGUGCGAGUCCGCGGUGGAGAGCCUGUUCGACCAGGUCCGGGUCGUCGUCGUCCUGUCCCCGCUGCUGCUCCUGCUCGCGAUGCAGUACUGGGCGGCGGCCGCGGGCGGCGGCGGGCGGCGGUCGGGGCUCUCGUCGCUGCUCAUGGCGCCGCUGGUAGGGGAGCACAGCGGCGGCGGCGGCGGCUGGUACGACCAGCGCCGCGACGGCUCCUCGCCGUGGGGCGUCGCGCUGGCGCUGGCGCUCGUGCUGCUGCUCAUCUCCUACCAGUCUUGCUUCCAAGAUUGGUGGUUCCCGCUCGUCAACCGCCGCCGGUGAGCCGAGAUCACCGACGAGAGCAAUGAAAUUUGCAAAGAUCAUCAAUCGAUCGAUCGAUUAGCAGGUGCAGGUUCAAAACUUUGAAUCGGUUCAUUCCACGGAUGAAACCUAGCCGAGCCAUGUAUGCUCCAUUUUAGUAUAGUUACUCUGUUACUUCUACUCAUCACUGGCUUCACCGCUGGAGAAGAGGAAAAAUGGAAAAUGAUAGGUAGGGGAUAUUUUUGCUGCAUGAUCAUUGGAGCCCGGACUGUCUGGACUCUGGUGUCUUGAGCUAUUAGGCAUUAAUAACUACAGUAUCAAUUAAUCUUGGAUGUAAAUGUAAUGGCAGCAGCAUACUGUGACACUGACACACUAUUGUGUGCUAUAAAUAAAGAACAGUUCAAAAUCAAGUCGA
Molecule: messenger RNA, 1031 nt
Organism: Oryza sativa Japonica Group (Japanese rice)
Lineage: Eukaryota; Viridiplantae; Streptophyta; Magnoliopsida; Poales; Poaceae
Source: RefSeq, a predicted model, not a curated record